Messenger RNA from Cryptococcus wingfieldii CBS 7118, 1572 nucleotides. RefSeq lists its product as hypothetical. Gene Ontology annotation, biological process: DNA replication; DNA replication initiation. Bases 1 to 1572 code for a protein of 523 amino acids. The record is from RefSeq and is a predicted model, not a curated record. Gene Ontology annotation, cellular component: nucleus; nuclear origin of replication recognition complex. Gene Ontology annotation, molecular function: DNA replication origin binding. Lineage: Eukaryota; Fungi; Basidiomycota; Tremellomycetes; Tremellales; Cryptococcaceae. The transcript is spliced from 4 exons.
AUGGCGGAUUCGAUUGAGACUCUGCUUUCUACCCCCUCCGCCCCACCUUUCGUCUACCUUCACCACCCCCAUCAUUCUGCUACCGAUCUCCCUCCAUCUCUCGAAAGCGCACGCGAGCACAGCUUAUUCGCUCGCCUCGACACUAUCGAGCACUACAACACCAAGCUGUUCUACUCUGGUAUCCUCCAUCGCAUUCUAGGCGAAGACGCCAGUGUAGAGGAGGUAUCGUCGUGGGAUGCGUUCAGUCUGAAAUUGAAGAGUUGGUGGUGUGAGCGCCAUCAAAUAGGAAACAGUCGGAAAAAAGUCAGAGGGUGGUCCUACAAGGAAGAGGUGGAUAAUGAAAAUAUUGUGCUGCUGGUAACUCAUGCAGAGAGGCUGAAGAAUGUACUGGGAAGUAAUUGGGCAGUCAUGACCAGACUGGCAGAGCUCAGCAACGUCAAUAUUACUGUCAUCUUGGCCUCCGCAUCUCCGUGGGAUCUUGUUCGCCCGCACCGCGUGGAUGCCCCGGAGCCCAUUCACAUCUAUCUUCAAGCACCAACCCGAGCCGACAUACUGGCCGAACUCCUGCCCGUCUGCUCUCAUCCUCUCUGGCCCAAAUUUGUCGAGCUCCUUCUGGCUACCACGCUAUCGCUCAUAACACCUCCUGUGGCCGAGCUCGCCCAUAUCGCGGCUUCACUGUGGCCGUUGUAUACGUCGGACUUGCCCCCGCAUGCUGAGAUGGAGGUGCUGGGUCUGGAGUAUCCAGAUCCUUCAAAUCCUCCUCCAAAGCUUGAAGUCAGUCUGAGGCUCUUGACAGACCUCACAAGAUCAAUAAAGCUGCCCCUAGCGGCAGCCGUUGAAACACUCAUCCCUCGCCAGAUCGGCACAUAUGAAUUCACCUCUGCUCUCUCGAGGCGCUCAGCAACCACGUCCGCACAGGACGCUCUUCCGAAACUCCCUCCGCUGGAACUUUCUCGGACGGAAAAGUUCUUGCUGGUAGCUGGCUAUUGCGCCAGCUAUAACCCUGCCACAUCAGAUGUGAGACUGUUCGGCAGAGGUGUGGGAGAGAACGGGAGAAAGAAGAGGGGUGGGGGCAUGAGAAGGGCUGGGUAUGGGAAAGUGAGAUCCGGCAAGGUCGCACAAAGACUUUUGGGCCCGAAAGCCUUUCCCUUAGACCGCCUACUCGCUCUCUUCUUCUCUCUCUACGCCGAACACGCCACACGCCCAGAUUUCCAGACCGAAUACAGCGAAAGCUCUGAAGAGUUGGAAGAGGAGGAGAGUGCGCAGAUAUGGCCACCGACGCUGCGGACAGAUAGCAAAAGGGCUGAGAAAAAGGCAGCCAAAGCAAGGAAGAGGGAGCAGGAACAGGAACAGCGAUGGGAUGUUGAGGUACAGCAGCUCAUGAUGUCGGUCAAGUUCUGGGGAAUGAUACCCGAAUUGGAAGCUCAAGGACUGUUGAAACGCUGGUCGCCUCCAGAUAGGCUGGAUAAUGUCAUGCUCCGCUGUGAGCUUGAUUACGAGACGAGCAAGUCGCUGGCAAAAGACCUUGGCGUAAAAAUGGACGAAUACCUUUACGAGGCCAACAUAUACUAG